Molecule: messenger RNA, 10119 nt
Organism: Triplophysa dalaica
Lineage: Eukaryota; Metazoa; Chordata; Actinopteri; Cypriniformes; Nemacheilidae
Gene: hbae4
Product: Hemoglobin subunit alpha-D-like
Exons: 3
Coding region: 9573-9998 (141 amino acids)
Biological process (GO): oxygen transport; hydrogen peroxide catabolic process
Cellular component (GO): hemoglobin complex; haptoglobin-hemoglobin complex; blood microparticle
Molecular function (GO): organic acid binding; haptoglobin binding; oxygen binding
Source: RefSeq, a predicted model, not a curated record
CUCACGGUCGACUGCUGUCCACAAGAACAUAAAUACAAACUUAACAUAUGUCUGGGCCCGACCCCUCUCUUGUCGUACACACUGCCACUUGUCCUUUUAUGUUUCCGAUCUCCAUCGUGAGAGAUAGCUGCUGCAACGGGCAGCGGACACUCAUUAUCACUCGCGUCAUCGGCCCUGCGUCAUUCCCUCACGGCUCUCGUCCCGCCUUGCUCAUCACAACUACUUUAUGUAGUUUUCUAUUAUUUCCUUGAAUGAAUUAAAAGAGCUGUUUCAUGUCUAUCCUUGAAUCACUUAACUGAUCAAGAUUGAUUUAGGAUACAGAAAGUUAUUAAUAGUAAUAAGUGAUUAAAGACUUUUUCAAAGUAAUUUGCCCAACAAUGCAUACAAGGGACAGAAAGUAAGUAAUCAAGUAAUGUUGUUCCUGAGCAUCUCUGGUUGUCACCAUGUUGACUGGAUCUGCAUGAGGAUGCAUCCUUUUCCUCUUCCUGAAAACUAACAGCAUUUCUCCUGCAGGAUGGACAAACUAGGAUUUGCCUAUACAUAGCUCAGGCCAAAAUUUAAGGCUUGAGUUUUCAUUGAUAUAUUUACCAGAUUACUUUAUUUAUAGUCGUAGUUUUACCGUAAUUCUCAAAAUCACCGAUUAUUUUCAAUGGCCAGGCAUAGGAAUGGAAAAUGCUGAAUAAAAUCUAUAUAUUCCAUAUAUCAUAUUUAUAUAAAUAUAAAAAUUUGUAAAGAAAUGUAUAUAAUAUAUGUUCAUCGAUGGAUUAUCAGCCACAAAUAUGUUUCAUAAAACACUACAUAACACUCUAUUUAUUAUAUAACUCUAUAACACAUACUAUAUAUACUUAAAUUCCUACAUCACAUAUACAGAUACAAAGACUGUUUAAAAACAACUGUUUAAAAUGUGCACAUAUACUUUGCAAUAUACAGUAUGUAAAUAGUGGAAUUUGUAUUAAUUUUUAUAUCUCAAAUAUACCGUAUAAUGUUAAUAUAUGGCCAGUGAUCAUGAAUUACAUUUUAAACAUUUUACUUCAUAUUUAAUAUUUACAAUAAAUUAAAGCCUUUUAUUUACUUUUUUUUCAAUUUGUAUAUGCGUUUACAUGAGGUUAAUGCCACAUGCAACUUCAAAAGCUGAACACAGAGCUUUCGUUCUUAUUUAACUACUACCAUAGAAUGACCACCAUAGUAGGAAAUUUUGUUUUGUAAAUUAGUUUUUUCUGAUAAAAAUGUAGAAAGACUAACAGUUCUGGAGCACUUUUGUCUACCAUUGCUGUUUUUCCUUCUAUGGUGGUUGCCAAGAACUGAUUGGUUAUAAGCAUUCUUCCAAAUAUCUUUCUCUGUGCUCAUCAGAACAAACAAACUUGAGCUUAAAGCAGAAAAAAUCAGAUAUGCACAUUUUCUACACUGAGGAAAGCCUCAGAAAUCUUAAAAUCAUCUUUUCAGUUCAUUAAUCCAUGUUCGUGAGGGACUGUCAGUGAUUUAGUGCUCUGUUUUGAUGAAGAGAGCAGAGAUGGCAUUAGCUCCAUCAGCAUAUGGAAGACAUUACACCCUGACCUAAGUAAGAACCCUCUCUGAAGCCUAUGUGCUUUUUUUGGCUUUAUGGCUUAUGUACUGUACUGCAUGUUUAUGGUUUACACACAGGCAGGGUGUAAUGGGCCAAAAAUAUACCUGAUUAAAUUAGCUUUUUUAGUGGAGUUGAUUUUAUAGACAUCAUAGGCUCAUUUCACAUCAUCUUGAUUUUGUUUAUAUGCCACACUGGAUGAACUUGAACGUGAAAUUAAGACUCAAAAUUAUUCACAGUUUGGUGACAUCAAAUUAUUUUUUCAUCUUUAGAGACUCAAAAACUAAGAAAAGGCUCAUCCACAGACAUUUGCAAAGCUCGUGUUUGAAUUGAAUGACCAGGAACAUGUGCUUUAGGUUAUCCUGUGGCAUUUUAAAAGGUUUACAUAUAGAUUGUGUCUAUUUCAUAUUGUCAGUCAUCUGUCACUUUGUGUUGGGAAUUUGAGGUUAAAAGUUAUUCUUGCGGCUACUGUGUCUAUGUCUCCGCUAACCAGGACUGGCAACUUUAUUGCUUCAGCCCUUAGACUGGGGUCAGAGAAGGAAAUGAUCAAAAGGGUAAAUGCUUCCAUACUGUAGCUCCCCGCAAAUGUUUAUUAACAGCAGAUAAAAACAGCUGGAGGCUUAAACACAUUUAAACUUACAGUACCUCAGGGGAACUGGCAAAUUAUGUUUCAUAAACCAUCUCUUAAUUCAUUAACUUGAGACCACAAACGUAAGGAUCUUUGAGAAAUGAAAGACGCUGCAGAAAACUACAGGACCUAAUUUUGGUCUUUUAUAAUCCAUUUUUAAUUUGUCAAAACCAGUUAAAAUUGGAAUUUGCAUUUAGUUAUUAAAAGAGGGAAAGAGUCAGAGAUAUGCAAUAACUUGAUAAAAAUCAACACAAGUAUGACUCACCCGGUUCCCAACACCUUCCCCCAAUUUAGGUUUUGAAGUAGUGUCUGCCUCGACCAAGACGUCCCACUGGUAGCAUUUAGAGAGGUUGGUGUAAAUUGAGUAGAGGAUGUGUUUGGCAAUAUUUAGCGUUGGACCGUUGACCCCCUGAACCAGAAUUUUAGGGUGAGAUGGAUCUCAGGAGUUAAUCUCGCACCUGAAGACAGACUCCUUUGAAAAGUGCACAUCAAUAAAAUACAUGGACACGUUGGCCACAGCUAUUACGAAUCAUUAUUGACCAUACUGUACAUAACAUGCCCAUCGGAAAGUUAUUUUUCUUUUUUAAUAGAAAUUACAGGGUUUACUAUCAUGGUUUCUUAAGGAAAUUUGUAUCCAUUGUGCUCAAAAUUAAUGGAGGUGAUUGAGGGGUCACUCAAUUUAUGUAUACAUUCAAAAGUUCUGUCUUUUUUCAAAAACAGUUGUCUUUAGAUAAAUUCAGCAAACUCAUAUAUGUUUGACACAGAUAAAGACACUUACAUGUAGAAUUUAAAUAAAUUGUAAUUAAAAUAGUAUUAGGUGUUUUCAUUGGAUGAAUGUUCACUGAAUCACAGUAAGACAAUGCAAAAAAAAGAAUAUAUUUUGCAUAAAAUAAUCCAACAGGCCCAGUGUAACCAAAAAUGAAGGAAAACGACGGUUAAUCUUCUUGAUAUACAAAGAAAGGUUUCAACUAUCCAAUGUGUUAUCUGCUCCCUUUCAUCUCUAUCAUCAGAUCAUUCAGGACAACACACGCCUAUGGUUAAGAUCCCAGCUUUUCUACUUUCCGUACACAUUAUACACUCGUGGUUCCAUUGAAGGCAUUGUGUAAUCCCUAAUACACCCCGUGAUGGCUGACUGCAAUUAUCCUUGCAAUGAUUGCAUGUUUACAAAAAGUAUUAUCCAUGCUUAGUAAACUGCUAACACAUGUGUUGGAUUCAUUUACAACCGUAAAGAGCUCAGAUUAACUGUGAGGUGGUCUGAAAUCUCAUCUGGUAUUUAGCUUUAUUACACGGCUCGUUGGAAUGCUUGAUUCUGAUUGGCAAGUCGCGACAUUUGCAGGUUCGUUAUUCCCAGAUAACAACCUCUCAAAACUAAUAACACACAGUAACCCGGAUGCAGCAAAUCAUUUUCUUUAGACAUUAAAUAUAAAUAUGUCUUUUAAUAAGAUGAAAAAAAAAUGCUAACCAAUGUGGAAAAAUUAAAUCAAUGGGAAAUAAUAAAAUCUGGCAACAAAAUAUCAAACUUCUCUCUCAAAUACGAGGGAUGAUACACAAAAUUGAAAAAAAUAAAUUAGUUUACAAGCCAUAGUAGAAGCUCUUUUCUCUCUCUCCCACACACACACUGCAAGCUUCUUGUCUGCGCCGGUUGCUCACCUACACACCAUGACCACUUCAAAGGCUCCUGUUCUCUUGCAGAGGCCCUGCACAGGAAGCACAGCUGGCAGCUCCUCAGAAGAAAGCAGGGGACUGAAAGUUUUCUCUCUCUCGUGUUCCCCAUUGGCCUUCUAGUUUACAGGGGCCAAAAGGGAGUCCUAGUUUACAGUAGUCUUUUUCUGAUGACAUGCCCAUGCUGCCUGGGAAAACCUGACCCUAAGACAUGUUUAUUGGAGCCCUGCUUAUAUAUCUACACAACUAACCCAUUAAUUAUUUGCAACUUUAGUAAAAGUAGCAAGAUCUCUUGUAAAAGCAUUAUAAAUGACUGACUGUUAAUAUAAGAACAGCGGGAAACAAGAUCUUUUUCUGUUCAGCGGGAGAGAGAUGCAGUCGGCUGUUGAUGUUUUAUCUAAACAGCAGUGCAGACAGUAAAUCUGCUCCUUGUCUCUAACUAUACACUGACAUAUAGAUCAAGAGAGAUGUUCAGAUCUCUGGUGACUUUCAGCAUUUAUUAAUGAAGUCAUCCAUCAGCAUUUUAAGGCUGGACAUUUGAAGAAGAACACGUGCUUGUACACAGCAUACAAUCUAAAGACACAUGAUGGAUUAUAAAUAUAUAUAUAUAUAUAUAUAUAUAUAUUGGCCUAUAACUAUAUAUAUGAAGAGUUAGGUUUCAAAAUGAGAUAACUCAGUUCUUAAAAUCAUGAUUUUAUUGUGUUAGUUUGCUGUAUUUUUUAGUUAUUAUGGCUUAAAUCAGAACAUCUUCAUAUAUUUAUAUAUACACACACAAUAUAUGUAUUUAUGCAUUUAUGAAUGUCUGUGUGUAUGCAUACUGUAUAUAUAGUAUAUGUAUAUAUGAUGUAUAUCUACAAGAAACAACUUAAAUAUUGUGUUCUUAGUAAGAACAUUUACUUAAUGUUAUUUUAUCAGACUUAUAUUUUUAUUCCUCCUAAUUCGAUGCUUGUCAAACCACUAUUUUUAACACUUUCUUAUACUAAUGGUUAAUGUAAAGUGUGUUCAAUGAGAGAGUUCAUUCAUUUGAAAAUCUAUGUUUUGUUGCUUUCUUUCAGCCCUAAUUUACCAUGUUGACUCAACUACGUGCAGGAAAUCCGAAGUCCCCUUCCCUUUUGUGUGGUGUGCUUACAAUGCAUAGCUAAAAACAAACAGGCAUUCAUUGAACUUUGUGAAUGGAACGAUAAAAAAAAGAUAACUACAUGGUCAGUGAAUCAUUCUGAAUUUCAGAAUUAGAGUUAAUCCUGUAAAUGAAAGCAGUGUUUGCCAGGAUGUAUAAUCUAUAUUUUUAAGCAAUAAUGUUGGCGUGUUCUGUAGCUUUUUAAAUGCAUUUCGAUGUGUGAUAUGUGCCUAAACAUAACUUGGCAUUUAAACACUAGACCUAACAAUUAAAAACAUUCAGUGGAGUGAAAAUGUGUGUCAACUUGCCAUUGAUAAAAUAUUUAAAAACAUAAGGAGUUCUUGUAAUGUGCAGGUCAACUAUUUUUUUAUGUUUGAAAUUUAAGAGUUAAUGUGUGAAAAAGUCAAAACUUUGUUUUUUAUUAUGUAAUCAUGUUUUAUUGCGUUUCAUUGUAAUUAGCUGUAUUUUUAGCUGUAUUUUUUAGUUUUUAUUACUAAAUCCAAACAUUUAUUUGAAAGCACAGUAAAUAACAUGAUUUUUCUACAGAGUUAUCUGUUUCAAAGGAACUCUUCAAUGACAAGUUUGAGGUUCUACAACACAUGCCAUUGGAUUGAGAUGCUUAAACCACAUGUUUCAUUUGUCACCAUGUAGAAUCUCCACACAUGCUUCUCAUUAUGAAAAACAGAGGAGGAGAAUUAACUGUCAAAUAUUAUAGAUGUUUAAAGGCCCUCAUGGGGGCAUCCACUGGAUUAGGGGACAUUACAUGGUCUAAAAGGUGAGCAAAUAGAUGGGCAUGUUAAAAGAUGUAUACAUGAUUUAUCGCCUCUGUUGGGCAGGAUGAAUGUCCAAGUUUAUGGAUACAAUUAUUUAUUUGAUAUUUGACAGUGCUCAGUUUUUACCAUCCUUGCAGUUCUCAUUAGAGCUCUAUGAACCCUCUAAUCUAAUGUGUCACAAAGCAGAAUGUCCAUGUCUUUGGCAAGCUGAGACUAGACAGAGUGGGUGGUGCGUGUGAUCAGACAAAAUGAGCUCAAACAAAUAACACAUUAAUAGAAUUGUAGCCAGGAAUAAUAACUGAUGUAUAAUUGAUAUUUGAAAUUAACACCCAAUUACUGUAAUUAAGAUCCUAUUUUGUAUUUUCCUGUAAAAACUAAUUCAAUAUGUAGCUAUUGCAUUUUAUUAACAAGAUUCAAAUAAGAUAAAGUAUUCAAAUAAGGGCAGUUUUGCUUUAGUAGCUAAUAAACAGAUUAUCAUACAAACUUUAGAAAAGCCCAAACUUACAUCAUAUUUCUUGUUAAUUUGUUUACGUGCAUGAUUGGAAAAUAUGAGCACACAUAUAAGGCCAAUGAUAUGUUUAUUUUUCCAUGAAGUCACAGUAAGACAAUUUUUUAAUGCAGCAGGUGGGCAGUAGGCAUUUGGUUUCUGUUGCCAUCUAGUGGAGAGAUGGCAACACAAACAAUUGUGUUAGAAUGUAAUGCUACUUUAAAAUCAAAUUAUUUCGACAUGGUUAGCUAUAUGAAAACAGUUGUGCAACAUAUGAUAGGAAGACUAAAUAAAUAUAUAAUAAAUUAUACUAGAUUUCAUGGUAAAACUAAUGGACAAACUUUUCCCAAAUUCAUCCUAUAUUUUUUAUAUUACUUCAAAACGUAUGGGUUGAUACUCUCACAAAGCAUUUAACAAAAGUGUUCCUUUAUAGCUCACUUAGUAUCGUUGAUGCAUCAUCUACAUCAUGGGACCAAAUCCUAGAGAACACACAUGAAGUAAACUAACUAACUUUCAACUUAGGUUUGAUUUCACAAAAGGCUCCUUGAAAAGGAGUUAAAAUACAUUUAAUAAAAGUUAAUAAAAGUUACUGUAAUAAGUUACAGUUAUUUAUAUCCUUUAAAGACACCUACAGCACUUGCAAAGCUGCUACUAUUCAAAUAUUUAGGUAAAUAUUUAGAAAUGUGGGAAUGCUUUCAAAUUAAACAAUGCCACAACAACUUCUAGUUAACAACUUCCAUUAACUAAAUCAAAUAUGCAUCAUGGGAUCGAAUCUUUGAAAACACAUGAAGUAAAGUAGGCUUAGGGUUGAAAAUUUAAAUGUAUAGCUUGAAUGCACUGUAAGUCACAUGCAUCUACCAAAUGCAUAAAAUGUCAAUGUUAAUUAAUUUAUAUAACCAGUUAAUCAGUUAAAUACUAAACAAUUAUUUUAGAAUAAUAGUAAACUCAUUAAAAUUACACUGCUAAAAAUAGAUGGUUUAAAAGCAACAACAAAUGUUACUGUGCAUGCACACUUUUGUUGCCUGAACUUUACAGUCCCUGCAGAUUAUUUCUGAUUAUAAACAAAAUAAAUAACAAGUAAUUUUCUUUAAAAGAACUGUAUGUCUUGCUAGUAUCAUUUUGCGUUACCAGUUAAAGGACCUUUACUACGCUUAGUUUUAUGACCCAUUUAAAAAAUUGUUUAUGUAAUAAAGUUAACAUUCAAUAAAAUUCAACAAAUUGUUUAUUUAAUACAAUUAUUAUGCAAUAAAAUAUUAAUUUGAAUUAAUGGUAAUAUAAAUAAAAUAAAAUAUAGAUAUUUAUAUAUUAGCCACUAGCCAGACCGAUGAACAAACACUAACUGGAAGUUAGCUUCCUGCUAUAAAACUACCUCAAAAGAGGCUACAAAAAGUUCUUCUAAAACCAUUUUUGGUUCCCAAGAGAAACAUACUCAAAAGUUCUUAUAAGGACCACUUCUUUCUUACUGUUUGUAAUCUAACAUACCUUUUUUCACUACAAAAAAACAUUUGUUUAACAGAAAAGUUUUUCUUCAUAAUAAAACCAUUCAGCCAAAAAUUGUUAUUGUGGUUGUGUAUAGGAAUUAUGCUGUGACUAAACUUUAUAAAUAAAUGAAAAUCUAUAAAUAUUUGGUCCUUUGUUGGUCAUCAUUUUUAUAAUAAAAAAUAACAUGUUGGCAUUUUUCUCUACAUAAUUGAUUCCAAACAUAGUUUGCAAAACAUUUCACUCAAGUGCACUAACUUUAGAAUGGAUCUGUACAUCAACAGAUGUGUAAAUAAGCCUUUAAUUCACCAGUUUAUAUAGAUGCAUUUGGCAGACGGUUUAUCGAAAAUGACUUACAGUGCUUUCCAGCUCUGUUUUACCAGUAUGUGUGCAACCAGAAAAAUGUUUUUUCUUUUUUAAACAUAUAUUGAAGAAAUGGCCUUUUAAAUUUAGCUGAGUCAUUAGUAUGUUCCUGCUCAUCUUGAAACAGAGCUGUAUGAUAUAUGUCAGCAGGAGGGCGGGGCAGGAAUGAGAUAUGUGAUCAUAGCGUCAUUCAGCUCCCACCCAUUUUAAAGCCCCAGUUUGAGGCGCUGAUAGGGAUGGCUAUCAUUAUCAGACCAAUGCAAUGACCCCUCCCUUUCACAGACAUGUCUCAUACAUAGCCAAAAGAAGAGUCACUGAUAUUUAAUAUAAAAAACCUUGUAGAACUUUCUUCUGUGAAAGUGUUUCACAAGAUGCCAUAGAAGUUCUAUUUCAAAGUGCCAUAAGAACCCUUUUUGUGUAUAAACAACCUUCAACACACAUAGAACCUUCUGUUUCACAAAAGGGUCAUUGAAUAGGUGCCUUAGAUUAUAAAAAGAUAAAAUAUUAAUGGAUCUUUUAAGAACAUUUACUGAAUUGAAUGUAAGUAUUUUCCCCCCAAAAUGGUUUUAAGCUGUUAUUUAUAGCCUUUAAAGACACAUACCUGCAAAGCUGCUACUAAUUAAAAAUAUUUAGGAAAACAUUUAGAUAUAUGGGAUGUUUUCAAAUUAAAACAAUGCCACAAAUCGAAUUUGUAUCAAUUAACUUAUUUUAACUAAAUCAAAUCAAUAUUUGGGUGUGACCCCUUAUUUGCUUUUGUCACAUGUAGUUUUUCAGCUUUGCCUCCAAUGCUUCUUGGAGACAUUGCCAAAGUUAUUUUGGAUUUAGUAUGUCUCUUUUCUCUUUCUUUAUGUAAUAAUAGACGGUCAUGAUGGUAAAACCUGAUCUCAAGUUAGAUUAUUACAAAUGAUGCCAAAAGGAAUGUUUGGAAUCUGAUAUUCCCAACUGACACACUGCAGCAAAAGAUAAAUUAACUCUUGGGCGGGUGAAAAUACUAAUGUUCCUGAGACUUUUGCACAGUAUAUAUAGUUUUAUAAAAGUAUUAAAACAACUUUGACACAGUGCAAAAAUUUAUUUCUGAUUUUUACAUUUUCCUGGUUCUGCAAAUCUAAGCUAAAAAUGAAUACAUGUUUUAUAAUCCAUGUAAUGUAAAUCUGCUUUAUAUAUCUUGUGUAAUUAAUGAAAAAAUACUGUGCCAUAAGUUUCCAUGAAUUGUUGCCAGUGGGACGUGUUUGACGCAGAAUUUGUCAACUCUCACGUGAUUAACUCCGGAACGCCUGUGAGUCGAAAACAGCGACCGACAGAAACUCAUAGUCUAACUAUUAUCUUUCAUUUUAGUAAUUUUGUAACGAGUUGGGCUACGUAUAAAUUUAUUUCAUGUUUAAUAUGUGAUAGAAAAACGGUCCAGGAACCGCACACGGCAAUUUUAAGUUGCGUUUUGUUCAGGUAAAAAGUUUUGAAAUAGUCACAGGAAACAUAUUGCAUUUGGGUCACGACGUCUCAAAAUGCUCUCAAAAACCGAAAAAGAGCUUAUUGUACAUAUCUGGGAAAAAAUGCUUCCAGUGGCGGAAGAAAUUGGAUCUGAAGCUCUUUUAAGGAUGUUCACAACGUUUCCUAAAACAAAGACAUACUUCAAUCAUCUUGACAUCGGUCCAGGUUCACAGCAUUUACGUUGCCACGGGAAGAAAAUCAUCCAGGCUUUAGCUGAAGGUGCCAGAAAUAUAAGCACACUUACCACUACGCUGGCACACCUAAGCAGGUUUCACGCGUAUCAAUUAAGAAUACAUCCUACGAACUUCAAGCUUUUCAAUCACUGCAUACUUGUGACGCUAGCUUGCAAAAUGGGGGAUAAUUUCACUCCAGUUGCACACGCGGCCAUCGACAAGUUUCUUUCGGCUUUCUCGGCUGUUUUAGCUGAGAAAUUCCGAUGAAGACCACAGAAGAAGAUGAAAUGAUUCUGCGAACUUAAUUUAAUCGAACAGAGUGUCUUUUACUCUUUGUCUAUUCUUGAAUGCAAUGCCAUGGUAGACUAUAUUUAAUAAAGAACAUAAA